AUGGAGGAGGUGGACAAAGAAAUUAGUGAAAUGAAAUUGAGUCUAAAUGCUCGCGCUCGAAUUGUUGCCGAGUCCUAUCUUUCACAGGAACGCGAACGAAGAUUGAAAUUACUCCGUGAGAAAGCGGGCGCAAAACAACGUCAAUUGGCACAGAAUGGAUCAAAGGAAAUAGCAGCUGAAACAAUGACAAAUGAUCAGGUCAUGGCAAUCCAAAAUGGUUCUGAGGGUCAUAUCAAUUUUUGGAGGGAUAUGGAAAAGGAAUUUGCAACUAAUAAAGAGUAUGAGGCCGAAAAAAGGACAAAGGAACAGAAGAUGGAAAGGCAACUUGCGAUGCAUUUUGACGAAGUGUUGAAGGAUCCAAAGCCAUGGUAUCUUAGCACUCGUAAUCACGAAGAAAAAUAUUCGAUAGACGGAACCAUUAAAAAGAAAAAAAAUAUUGGAACCAAAUCUAUUGAUGAUCCACUGCUUGUAAUUGAAAAAGGCUUGGACAAAAAGUUGAAGAAAAAGAGUGAUAUCAUCACAAACCCUAAACCGAAGGAUGAGAGAGAAAGGAAUUUGUCAUCGAAUGCCUCGUCAACGAUUGAUGAACUACGUGCUCAACGAAUCGCAAGAGAACGUGAGGAACGAAUACGCACUCUUAAACUUCUUAAUCCUCAUAUGGAAACAAGUCGGCCGAAAAGUCGUUAUAACUCUCAAUUCAAUCCAGAAGCUACUGAGGCGGCUCAUAAUAUAUUCAGGCGACGAAGUAGAGGUUAUGAUGGAUCUGAUUAUUCUCGUUCACGGAGGCACAAACCCUAUUGA
Molecule: messenger RNA, 801 nt
Organism: Acaulospora colombiana
Lineage: Eukaryota; Fungi; Glomeromycota; Glomeromycetes; Diversisporales; Acaulosporaceae
Source: the annotation of a GenBank genome assembly